Molecule: messenger RNA, 1400 nt
Organism: Frieseomelitta varia
Lineage: Eukaryota; Metazoa; Arthropoda; Insecta; Hymenoptera; Apidae
Product: S-adenosylmethionine mitochondrial carrier protein-like
Exons: 7
Coding region: 80-904 (274 amino acids)
Cellular component (GO): mitochondrial inner membrane
Molecular function (GO): S-adenosyl-L-methionine transmembrane transporter activity
Source: RefSeq, a predicted model, not a curated record
CAUUUAGCUCUUAAUUAUUUUCAAAAUUUUACCAUCUCUACUUGACAAUGUUAAUAUUGUAAAAAAAAAAAGAAUUAAAAUGUUACAAGAAAGUAAUUCAGCAACUACUGCAGUCACGAGAAAUGUUUUCAUUACUUCGUUAAUUUCAGGUGCCUUUGCGGGGACUAUGUGCGAUUUCAUAUCAUACCCUUUGGAUACGCUUAAAACACGAUUACAAAGUCAACAUGGUUUUUUUAAAUCUGGCGGUUUUAAACAAUUAUAUAAAGGUUUAGGUCCCGUAAUGAUAGGAUCUGCACCAUCAGCUUCCCUAUUUUUUAUAAGUUAUGAAAGUAUAAAAGUAAUGUUUCAACCUCAAAUACCUGAACAGUAUCACGCGUUUAUACAUAUGACUGCUGCGUCAUUGGGAGAAAUGGUUGCAUGUCUUAUUCGAGUCCCAGUAGAAGUAGUGAAACAAAGAAGACAGGCGCUUUUAAGUGAUGCCCAUAAAUUACCGUUGAGUGCUCUAUAUCGUGGCUAUGGAAGUACUGUUAUAAGAGAUUUGCCGUUCGGUUUAAUACAGAUGCCACUCUGGGAGUAUUUUAAACUUUAUUGGAAAAAAAACGUAAAACGUGAAUGCACGUCCGUAGAGAGCGCUAUCUGCGGAUCGGCGUCAGUUGCUAUAUCUGCGGCUCUUACAACACCUUUAGACGUUGCAAAAACUAGAAUAAUGCUGUCAAAUGUGACGGCAGGGAAAGAUGAAAUAAAAAUAUCCGUGAUGUUAAAUAAAGUUUACCACGAUCAUGGUUUUAAAGGACUUUUUGCAGGAUUUAUACCAAGAGUCGGUGGUUUCACAAUUAGUGGAUUCGUAUUUUUUGGUGUUUAUGAAAAAGUUAAAGAAAUUUGUACUAUAGUUUUUUCUCCAUAAUUUCACAAAAGAUAGAUUUAUAAAUAUAAGUCACGGUUAAUAUCUCGUCAACUGAUAUUAUCAUAUGGUUAAAAUAGUAAGAAAAUUGAGACAGAAGAUUUUAAAGAAAAUAAGGAUUUUUCACAUUGACUUUUGUUUAUGUCGCGAAAAAGUACAAAAUGAAAAAAUAAUUGCAUUUAUGUUAUAAUUACUAUUAAUAGAAAGAUAGACUCUAAUUCAUAAAUUUUGUAUUUGAAUUGAAAUAAUUAAAUUAAUCCAUGCUAUAAUAUAUUUAAAUAAAUGUUGGUACACACAUUUCAAAAAAAGAAAUAACGAGCACAAAGAAAUAUAAAAUAUGAAAUAUAUUUAAAAAUAAUCUUUAAACAUGAAAAUUUUCUUUGCAUUUACAGAUAAUAUGUCAAGUUAUAGCAUGCUACAUAUCAAUUUACAUUUGUGAUAUUAACUUGUACAAAAUAAUAUAAAAUAUAACAGACAAGAAAAAUAUGAUAAUUUUUAA